Messenger RNA from Bemisia tabaci, 15611 nucleotides. RefSeq names its product KICSTOR complex protein SZT2. NCBI's taxonomy places the organism in Eukaryota, Metazoa, Arthropoda, Insecta, Hemiptera, Aleyrodidae. The record is from RefSeq and is a predicted model, not a curated record. Gene Ontology annotation, cellular component: peroxisome.
UAACCUUACUGUGGAUCUGUGGUGGUCACGCUGAUAUGGUGAUAAGAACAAGAAUAGUUUUGUAUGCGUGUAAUUCGCCCGCAUAGUUUCUAUCAUCCCUUCUGUUUUACUGAGGCGUUAAGAUGUAACAUUUAACGAACCUUUCGACCAUGGAUAAAAGGAUGUAUGGCAAUGGAGGGUCAAAUUUUGACGAGGGUCAGCCAGUGUUACCUGCAGCAUGCAUUUAUUUACUCAUGAACCGGUCGUAUCACAUAUCUCGCAACACGCGAGCAAUGUGGUUUUUGCAACAUUUGAACACUGUUUUGACCAUACCUCAAAGAACUUUGGUUGUGCCUAAUGAUUUGGAAUUAGAGCUGGUUGUUUUGUCUGUGAUACCUCAAGAUCCGCCCUCAAGCUGGAAACCGGAAUCUAGUCAUUUGUUUCAGUACCUUGUCAUCCCAACUUCAAAUGUCAUUUUUCUUGCUCACGUCUAUAGUGCAGUGUUUUGUCUAGAUAUGAGUCCAUCAAUUUCUGCUGUUGAUAUUCAGCAUGGAAAAGUGAUGAUCAAUGAGAUUUUUAUUGCCUUAAAAAGAAGUGUUGAAGGAAUUGUGAGGCCUCUGAUUGUUCCUGGCUCCUGUAUAGUGUUUGAACCUGAUAUCUAUGUGACGGUUAUUGCUCACACACCUUUUUUUACCACUCCAGCACAGCAGGUCCUAGUGCAAGGCUGGCAGUUAACCAGUGAUAAUUUAGAUGAGUUCUUAUCUGCCAUUCAGAAACAGCUUCAACUUUUGGAAGACACCAUAGCAGAAGUAUCAGGCAUUGCUCAUGAUUAUUUGGAAACCGACCGAAUGAUGCAGGCGGAGUCAGAGAAAUUAGUCGGGAGCUUGUUCGAAGAUGGUCCAGAACUAACAGGAACAUCUGGAACCUCUCACAUUGCAAUGGUCAGCCCUGAUUCCGGUUUUAUAAAUUUGUUACGUUAUGGAAUUCUAGCUCUUCGACUACUUCCAACUAGUAGCUCUUUGAACUUAAUUGUGGUGACCGAUGGGAUGAUCACAUUACCGGAUGUCCAUAUGCAAGAUUCUGUUUUGACACAGUUGAGGUGCAACACUGUUAGCUGCUCAUUUCUGCAUGUAGGAAGUCAGUUUCAUCCAUUUUGCUGCCAAGGGCUCAUACCGUACACUGAUCUCAUGGAAUUUAUUGCCUCUGCAACUCUUGGAGCUUACAUUCCGUCUUUACCGAAAGCAGAAUCUGGUAGCACAGUCAAUAUUUACCAUGAAGCAUUUUUGAUGUGGAGUUUCAACAAGAAAUCUUCAGUUUGUGAAGUUUCAAGUUUUAUCAAAGAUGGACAUUGGACCAUUUACAAUCCCUCAUUUCAAGGAUAUAUGGAGUCAAAUUUGCUCAUGAAAAAGCAUGCUGAGGAAGACUUAAAUGCCAGCCUGUUAAGUGUACUUUGUUGUAGAUUAAGAGAGGGCUAUGUCGUAAAAAGUGUUCAGCUAAAAGAUAAUCAAUUGGAUUUGAUUCUUACCUUACCUUGGUCUCAUCAUAUUUUUAUUGAAUAUAUUGUUUCUUCUCAGUGGCCAUUAACCGUUCUCUCUAGUCAAGUUCAUUAUACCAUUUAUAUAAGAGCUCCUUAUGAGUUCCUUCAUGACAUUACGUGCCUUAUUAAAAAGCCUUUUAGAUCUCAGUUCAGGCAAGCAGUAGUUUCACGCUUCUGGACGACAAUCAAAACCCUAACGCAGUCAGACCUGCUUCUAGCACACCUUGACUCUGCUUCAUUCAAUCCUGAUGCCUACACUUUACCCGAUAGUAUCCGUAGCGGCAUGCCACUUUUUUAUUUACCAACCUUCUCAAGUCAGCCAGCUCUCAUUUCUAGCGAUCCAAUGUGCCCGCAGUUUGCCCACUAUUGGCGCACCAUUUGCUUACUUGAUCCAGGCGUAUGGCAAAAAUGGUUGCAUACAUACAGAUUGGGAGUAGUACUGCAGCAUGAUUCUCCGUUACCAAAAUAUCUCCACUAUCCCAAUUCUAAUGGUCGAUUUCAAGUUCUCCAAUGUCGUCAAGCCGCUGCCACGCUCUAUAGUUUUUUGAAAAAUUGGGCCAGUUUUGUGCUCAUUGAAAACCACUCAUUUGUCAAAUUCAUUACAGUAGGGGAAAUUGACAUCGCUCAGAACCUGUUUUAUAUUCUUCGGGUUGCUUCCAAACCUCCAUGUGCCGUAAUCCAUAUUGCAUUUUUAAGUGCUGUCCCCGGGUGGUUGAGGCACAGAAUCAUUGAACAACUGAAAGAACACAUUGAAGGACUUACAAUAACUCAAAGAAUGUCAAACAAAGAGUGUUUAGUAAGGAAGCAACCUGAAUCCAAAAAAGAAAAUAAGUCCAUCUCUGAAAUAAAAUGUUGUAACUUGCUUCAGAAACCUGUUGAAAAAAUUCUAAUCCGGUAUGAAAGGAUGCCUCUGGAGUUUCAUACGGUUAUUUUUCCAGAUGGUACACAGCCUUUGAACGAUGCGAAACUUCCUGUUCCACCAAAUAGCGGCUUUAUUACAACGCUGUCAAGGUAUCUUCAUCAUCGACGAUGGGUUUGGUCGGCGCAGAAUGAACCCAAUGCACCGAUAGAAAUGUCAGCUUUAGCAAAAAUUUUAGCAACACUCACAAAGAUACGUUUGGAAGAAGGGUUUCGGUUUGCUCAUUCAACAGUGGGUAUCAUUAAUAUGGUUCUGGAGGUACAAAUGAAGUGCUGUGGAGAUGAGAAAGAUGGCACCCACUCAGAGAUAUUGCGCCCUUGUAUCAUACAAUAUGUUCUGUUUCCACCUCAUUCUACAGUUGUUUGCAUAAAAAGCAAUUCGGACGAUGAAACAGGUGAAGAAGGGGAAGAAGAGAACACAACAGAAAUUAUCACUGAGUGCUGGAUCGAGCCACAACAUGGAGUCAUCACCAACUGCCCUCCAAAACGAGCCUACAUGGAGAACCUGCCUUAUCAUCAAUUAGCAGACAUGAUGUGGAGAGUUGAUGCAGAAUGUAUUUCCAACCUUUUGACAUUUGAACACCUGAAGUUGAUGUGCAUUAACCCUCAGAUCAAUUCACCACCUGCUCAUGAUCUUCAAGUCGUAGAGCAAAAUCCUCUUGAGUAUUGGCCGCAUGCAGUUCCUUUGGCAGAUAAAAGAAUUCAUCAAAUCCCGUUUGCAUACAGCUUAACAAAUAUCUUGCCAAAGUGUCAGCAAGCAGAGCUACUCUUCUCAUCUUUAAUUCAAGAUAUCUCUCAACAUCACGAAUCAAAGAUAAUCGUUGAUGCUCCAAAUAACCUCCUGCUUGACAUCCUAUUUGAAGAGCUGAAAACAAUGCAUGACAGAGAACUCUUAUUGAAUGAAACGGACUCUAAGCGACUUAUUGACCUCAUCAUUCAACGCGAGAGAGACCAUAAAGACCAUCCCCUCUUGUUCACCGCAAGUUUUGCAAAAUCAUCCACCAACUUCGAGGAGUCAGGUAGCUCUGACAAAAGGAAGUUUUCUGAAAGUGAAUCAACAGAUACCGGUGAUAGAGAUCCAGUCAACAGUGACUGGACACGGAUGAUCUUAUGGGCCAUCGAAGCUGAUUCUGCAGCCGCCUCUCAUUUAAAUGAGAGAGAUGCAUCAAGAGAUAGAACCAAAAAUCUAGGGGGCUCUGAGUGUAGCGGGGUUAAACCAGGCUCGCAAAAAUCUCACUCCAAGCACCCAUCAUGCGCCCAAUCCUCCAGGAGCCUAGAAUCACCGGUGCCCAUGUGGCGCUGCUAUGUAAAGACAGUAAGCGCUGGGCAGUGUCUUCUCACCUUUAUUCCAGCUUCAUUCAGGGACGUCAAACUUUUAAUGCUUGAGCAAGAAUUGAAAGAUUUCAAACUAACUGGAACUUGCUCUGAUCCAGGGAGUUCCCUGUCCAUGGUCCACUCCCAGCAAACAGAUGCGUCUUCCAAGCAGCUGUUAGAGUCACACCUCAACUCUGCAAGUGAUCUGUUUCUGUCAAAUAUGCCAAACUUAGAAGAUAAUCAAUCGAGGAAACUAAUGAAUAGUUCUUUGUACAAUUCUCCGUCAUCGAGUAAAGGUUGGAUUUUGGACUCGUCAGACCCUGAUAAUGGAGUAUUUGACUCUAAUAGCACGUCUGGUUGGGACAUGUACAACAACCAUUUAGUACCUGAGUCUCCAUUUCGGCUGAGAGCAAGUUCAUGGGACCCUGUCAAAAAAGGCACGCAAGAAUCAAUGAGAAUGCAGAUGUAUACCAGAGCAAGGACUUGCUCUGUUGGAGCUAAAACCAAGCUGUGGAUUGAAGAGAAAAUGAAAAAGUCCGUUGAUUCUUUAAUCCAGUCUAAAUCCUCAGUUCAUCCAGAACUUAUUUCUACAGCCAUAACCAUCCCAGUUUAUAUCUACGACUGUCCGGUCACCAAUUUAAUAGAUGCCUUAAUUCUGAAAGAUGAGUACAUCAAACCAUUUUGCGAUGUUUUUCAAGAUAAGUGUAGUAAUUUUGAUGAAGAGCCCGCACCUAACCAGUUAAUGAGUCACGAACCUUCUUGCCGUCUUUUGAGCCCAGAGGAUAAAUCAGAAGACUCCGAUAUAGGUCCAGAUGAAACUUGUUUGAAACUCCAUUGCCAUGCAAUCACCCAAGUUUACAAGAAAUGUUUCGUGAAAUCACUUUUUAAGUCACUACAUCUUGGCUACAAAAUCAACUCCAGAGAUAUUCAAGAAGCUGUUGACCAGUGCCACAAAGCAAAGGCUCUCAUCAAUAUCACUCAUUACAUAAAGAUUGUUUGCGGCCAUUUACGGGAGUACUAUGCACAUACUGAUACGAAAAAAGAAUCUCAAUUUGAAAACGAGGAAGAGAUCCAGAAAUAUCCGCUGUCAGCAUUGAAAGCAUCCUCGGCUUGUCAGGAUUUGAAACCUUUACAUCGGCUGAUCAAAGAUAAAUUCAUGAAAAUUCUCCAUUCAAGCUUCAAGCAAGUUCCGUGUAAUCCGGACUUCUUCUUCUGCGCCCCUAAUUGGGGCCCUGAAGCAAGACUGAUGGAUGAAACACAGGAUUCUGUCAUGACGGAGGAUUUGCACGUACUCCAUAGAAUCAACGACUUGAUGGAGAAAAAUACUCAAAUUGAAUUCGAAUAUACGACUGAAGACCAAACAACAAUAAAUGGGCAAAAUCAGUGGGAAGGCCCUCUUGGCUCAGUGACAACACCAGACGAUGCCAGAACUUCUCUACUAUCAAACAUGGACUCUAACAGUAUCAUUGACUUCUUGGAAGACAACCCAGAAGAAAUAUCCCCGCUCUUUCUGAAUCUUGUUUGCUCAAUUAAUAAUGUGCACAAUUGCACAAUUAAUAUUCUUCCCACCUGUCUUGGGGAACUUGUAGAUUUUUUGGAGUCUGGCGAGUCAGAUUUAUGCCUGGAUGAUUUGACAGUGACUCUUGAUAUGAUCUGCCUCACUCUUCCUCCCUCUGCAGAAUGUUCGUCCAUUGAUGUUGAGACUGUGUCAGUCAUGAAUGGAGAACAGGUUGUUGAUUCUUCAUGCACAAUUGGUGAAUCCUUCAUAAAUUCCAUGGAUGACAAGCUACAUGAAGACAUUCCAGUUCUUGGUGAUACACUGCAACAUCUACCGGAUUAUCAGUACAGAGCGGUUUCUCAUUGUGUUAACGAGAUUGAAUGGUUAAUGAGCGACGAGAUAGCAGCAUUUUUGUUGGACAAAUCUCCCGUCGAUGAGGAAACGCUAUCUCUGGUCACAAACCAUGUGUCUUCCUCAACAGGGCGAUCCAGUUGUAUGCUUGAGAAAGUGCCUUUGUAUUUUGUGUUUGGUCCUGAUCAAAGUAUGCCCAAAUUUUUACAGGAAUUCAAUUCUAUGAAAAUACCAGAAUACAAGCUAAAGCAGGAGAAGGAUUUUUACUUCCUUAUCAAGGAUCCAACAGUUAUGAAAAAACAAGAAAGCCACAAUCCCAGCUUCUUCCUCGGUCCAAAAAAUUCGGUAGAAUUUUGGAAUCCAAAUGAUGACGUAAAGCUCAACACGCCUGGUGGAAAAAAUGAAAGGUCUUCCUAUUUUACCCAAGAUUUUCCAAAAGGCCCGCCAUCAAACUGGAGCUCAAUAGCAGCAUGGCACAAUGAAGUUUCAAAUUUGAUGGAAAGUGGAUUAGUUAAUGAAGAUGGUUAUGAUGCCGGAAGUAGUGACACUAAUGAAACUUGUGAAUGGUUAAGUGAGUUAGAAAUCAAAAGGCCUGAACUUCCCAAUUUCUGGUUGAUAAUGAAAGUAGAUAAAGAAGCGGUGACAGUCUUUUUUCAUUGCAGGUUUAUUGAAUUGCACACUGAAGAAGUGAAAGCGUAUCGCAUGGUACAGAGCACUGUCAUCAGCAACAUUCGUUUAGUCUGUAAAACUGUCAAUCAGACUAUGUUGUUAAAUAAUUUGCAUGACACUCGUAUUUGCGACAAACUCCUAGAACCUGAGUCCAGCGAUGACGUAUGGAAACAAACGUAUUCCAAAUCUUAUGCAGAUCUAGAUGUUUAUGAAAAUGACACGUACCUUGAGGCAACAUCAAAAUUUAUUCCUGGCUGGUUUUCCUGCCAAGUUGUGUGGGAAACGCACUUCACACUGCAUCCAAGACUGAAAACAGGACCGGGCAAACCAGGCCUGUCAAGAGGGUUUUCUGCUCUCCGUCUCGUCUUGAACAAAUUCGCUGUCACAAAUCGAAAAAACAUGUUUGUCUAUCAAGAUAAUUCUGGAAAUGUAUUCUAUUUAAGAUUGCAUGAAAACAUUGGCUCAUUUUCUAAGCAUAGCAUAGACUUUGAAGAAAACUCUUUAAAUUCUCUCGAGUCAGUUUCAAGAAGUUCAUCUGUAAGCUCUCUUUCUCGGAAAAAUGCGGAAGAACACUUAUAUAAUGAGAUUAUGAGGACAAAAUCUGGUGAAUCUGGAGACAGUGUUAGCUUGAAGAAUGAAGAUCACAUCACCUUAAAAGUACAUGGAAUUUCUGAAGCAGGUCCAGAAGUGAAGAAGGAACUAACACAAGUGCUUCAGAACCGACUUGACGAUGCUGUGCUUGAAGUUGUUUCAGUGAUGCUUGCACGGAACCCAAUGUGUAAACUCUCUCCAGAGGAUGUUCACUUCAUACAAAAGCCACGCAGUGCCCCUGAGACCAUCUAUCAGUUUUCAGUCCAGAGUCAUGCUCUAAGUCAUUUGCAAGCAUUUUCAUUUUAUUUGCGGCAAAAUUUGCAGCAAUUCCUGCACCCACCGAAAUAUGUAGAUCCCAAACCGGCAAAUCAUUUUCAGGACUAUUCUCAAGCAGAGGAUUCACUCAAGCGGGUGAAAGAAUCAGAGAUUUUCCUGUAUAAUCAGAGUCCAGCAUCAGGAAAUAAAGGCAUUGCAUGCAUUGCUUUGGCUCUUGUUGAUCGGGAAAACACUCUGAUCGAACACUCAAACUACCCAAAACUCAAUCCUGAUAGUUACCGAGAGGACCCUUUGACUGUGCAACAGUUCGAAGCUUUGACUGCAACCAACCUUUAUGAGCCCAACCCAAGUUUAUCAGCUCCAGGGCCUGAAGCUCUCAUCGAGUUCCGAAUUUGGAAACAAGGACGCGUCAAUUUGGAAACCCUAUGUCAGAAGCUGAAAGGUAGCGUUCGUCAUUCCCUGUGGGACUUGCUCAUGGAGUUGAAAUUAUUGACGGCCCCCUUAACGGAGCACGAUAGAGACGACGGUGUCCAUGGUCAGCUCCUAGAUGUGCACAGUCAGUUAAUGCCGCAAUGGAUGCAAUUUGCAUCCGACUUAGGUGUACCGUCAGUCCUUGUCAACACUGUAACUUUAAGUGCUCGACAUCCUAUUGGCAUAACAGUGAAAGAAUUGAAUCAGAUCAUCGCCUUCCAUGAUAUCGAGGGAUUUUUAUUCUACGAAUCAGAUUCUUCCGGAGUGCACAAAUCUUUGGAGAGAAGCGCCAACAUUGAAUUAUCUUCUUGCAGAUCCUGCCUUCUCAUUGGUAGAAAUUUGGUUCAAUGGAAAUCCUGCCUUUCUACUGACGAGAACUUCCACAUUGAUAAGUUAGAUCCGAAAGCUUUAAAAGUACUCCAAAAGUUUGCACCACUUCUGAGGAAAACUGAUGAUGGCUCUUACCAAUUUGUGUCACGGCAGCGGUAUCUAUUGAUCAGUGUGACAAAUCAAAAGAUAAUUUUGCACCUCUAUAAUUGGGCAAAAGACAGGGUGGAAUCCCUGAAUCGAGUAACUAAUAAUUUGGGUCAGUGGCUCAGCGCUCGCUCUAAUUUGUUGUCAAGUAUUCUGUACCAAAAAAUGGGAUUAUUCCAUAAUCAGCCAAUCAUCAGGCAGAUGCAGAAUCAGUCUACUAACCCUUACAACACAGUCGUCACGGAUGUUGAAAAUUUAACACACUUUCCUGCACAUCCACCUCGACCACGCAGUAGUGCUGCUCUCCAUCCAUCUCUGUUGGAGGCAUUUCGCAAUACUAUUCUCUUACCAAAAAAAGGCUCUAAAUCUGUAGCGGAUCCAGUCGUUAGAAACACCCAGCAAAUGCUCAACAUUCUUAAAAGUGAUUCCAAAGAACAACAGAAAAAACUGUAUACAAUGUGGCAAACAAGAGGCUCAACACCAAACAUUCCAAUGGCUCCUGAAAUUCUCGAACUAUUCAUCCAGAAUGCCCGCACCAUCCAUUUCUGCAUUACACCUCUUUUGUUUUUACCUAGGUGGAGAAUACAGUCAGCUGCCACUAGAGACCACGCUUUAAAUUUAAGUCCAUGCAAUUCUCAGAUUUUUUUGAAUGAGUGCACAAAUUCAACAAAACAGGAUGAAAAAUGGCAUGAACUUAUCUGCACGGAUUUCAUUCAUGAAUACAAGCAGUACCUCCAAACCCUAGGUUUUAUACCUAUUCAAGUCGGAGCCCCUCAGAAUCAAAAAGGAAAACCAGAAGACAAGAGUUCAGCAAAAUUAGGAAAACAUUCUUAUUUGCAAAAGUCAUCUCUCGGUGGAAUUCUCCUCUUUGAGUUACUCUUUCAUGAGCCGUUUUUUUACGCCAAACUUUAUGCGCUCGAGUGCACACGGCUCCAACAAGCAAAAUCCUUGAGCCCUCUUAUCUCCCAGUUCACGGUGAGUUUUCUAGACGAAUGUGAUCGUGUGAAAAUCUCCAUGCACUUGCAUUCCUUCACGUACGACUACCACUUGCGCUGCCUCCACCAUUUUGUCGCUGAACGAGAGACCCUAUUGAAACCUCGAUAUCACAUAACUAGCUUCCUGGAUGAUUUUCUUAAGUACUAUUCCAAAUCGCCCAACUAUGCAAGAAGCCUAGUUCACACUGAUACGUUGUUCAAGGAUGAUCUAACAACUCCGCCAAGUCAGCUUUUCAAUUAUCUUCUCAGUAAUGAAAAAGUUUACAACAUGAAAGUUCUCUGUAUGGAGUCGUUAGUUGGCUUUGGAUCCGGGUAUCCAGUCGAGAGCGAAUAUGUGCUUGUCCAAAUUAAAAGUAUGCCAUUUGUCACUUAUAAGGAUAAGAACGACAUACAGCAAACGGACGACUUUGAUGUAACGGUGAUAAUCACGCAACUUGAUAGCGAUGUCUCUGCUCUUUGUUUGCAGUACUUCAUAUUAAUGACCAGCCGAAGAGAGCUGUAUCCUAUGUUGGAAGUGGAACAGAAAAUCGGGAAGUUUCGCACUGUUUCAACUGCAAACCCUGUUACUUUCAACUCUCGAUCUGAGUCGCAGUGCUCUGACAUCUCUGAUUUUGAGAAGGAGCUGAGCCAUGACUCAGCAAACUUAAAUACCACCAACAGUAUUACACCUACAACCAAUGGAAAUGGCAUUGAAAAGAAACCUUUGUCUACUAUCCGGCAAGAGUCGGUGAAUUACAUGGGCUACUAUUCAUCGCACGAAGAAGUUAUGCAGCAAUUAAUGAGCGAGCAGAACGAAGCAGCGCGUAAGGAGAUCAUCGAAAUGCUGAACAAAGGUGCUGUUGAUUGCAGAACCCACAUUCUCUGGGACAGACUUCUAUCCUCCUCGAAUUCAUCAACUGCUUUGACGUAUACUGAGCUUCAAGAACUCCACAGUUUAGCGGAUGUGAGAUUAUUUACCGAAAUGGACCCUCCCCUCUCAAAGAUACUCUCACAACCCUUAUCGUGGUAUCAAGCGUUGAUCAAAGUGCUGACAGUUAAAUAUGCUGACAAUGUACGCCAUUUUACGUCACCUGAAGGAACAAUGCAGCAUCUCCUCAUCCUUCAUUCCAGACUGCUCAAUACCUUUGUCAUGCUCACUUUAGACCUACAAACAUCAAGAUGUGAGUUGUCGGUGGUUCAGCGCAAACCAAUCGACAAACACAACGAAGUCAGUGCUGGAGACUUCUAUGCACUAUUUGAGGGCGUUGUCAACACUUGUUGUUAUCACCUGUGGACUGGAGUCAUCUAAUGUGAUUUUACUUCUGUCAAACCAUGGUUCAAUUUUAGUCUUCUCUCAAACGUUAUUUAGUUGUAAGUAUUAAGUUUGUCCUCUCGGAAAAUUGACUGAGUUUUGUACCCACAAUAUUUGUUGAAUGUUUUAAUUUUAGUAUCAGUGAAUGUUGAAGAAUUUUAUUGAACCCACUUCCAGAUACCUCUAUUUUACUCCAUUUAAAAGUUGAUCAAUGCUAGGGGUCCGCGAAGCGGACAAAAAAACUCCCUUCAAAUAAGCUGGAUGCAACCUGCGGAAUUUCGUGGCGGUCACUCCAGUGAGUCGCGACUCAACGUGCGGCGGUGGUGAAUUUCAUUGAACACCGGGAAAUACGUGAAGAAUACAUUCAUUAAAUUCUCCCCCCUUUCUCCUAAAUUUUAAGAAUACAUUUUUAUUGAGCUGCCAACAGAUCUAAGAUUUUUUUAAAAAUUUGUCAUCGGUUUUACUUUAAUUAUCUAGGAAUGAUGAAAAAAAAACUGUUUUUACUUUUUAUUUUCCUUUUAAAUUUUUUUUUUAUCUAUUUCAAUUUAAAACAUAGCAGUAUAUACAAAAUUGUGGUAAAUACUCUGCACUCCGCGUUCAAGAUAAGUUAAAAUAUGAUGAUGGAAUUGAGGUUAGGAGAAAAGGCAUUGCAAAGCGUUUCGCUUCACAAAAUGCGAAGCAAAUGCAAAGCUUCACGGACCCCUAAUCAAUGCUAUUACUGUUGAUCAGUGCAACAUAUGCUUUCAUUAAGCUUCACCAGGGUCUGGCUAAAUCAUACAGAUUGGUGUACCAUAAUGUUCAUCAUUGUAAAUCAUCGGUGAUAUUCUAGUGAUAAGUCUUGUUCUUUAGAUGAAGAAUUCCAGUUUUGUUUAAAUCUAAUCAGAAACGUUUUAUUAGUUUGCCCCAGUAUAUUGAAAUGUAAUCUUCCUCAAAUUUUCAGCUAAUGACAAAUGGGGUGAAAAGAGUAAAAAUUGGGCUUACCAUGUAUUAAUUUCAUGCAGCGUACAUUACUAUAGUCAAUGUAUGUAUAUACUUCAAAAGGACCUUGCCUCCUGUACUUGAAAACAUACUUCUAUUUCAUUUUUAUAAUUCGUUCAGAGACAAAUAGACUUACAUAUAACAGCAGCUCAAAAUCUACUCUGUAUUACGAACAUUGCCAGUUUGCCUAAAAUUAAUUUUCCUCACAAGAGGGAGUAUUGUUCGUAUUUUUUUUUAAAGUUUUCUAUGAUCGUAUGAAAAUGUAGAAAAGAAAAAAAAAUCAUCAAUAAUUGAUAAUCCUCAUCUUUUUCUCAGAAUAUGUGCCCAGUAGGCACAGGAAAUUCUUCUUUCCAUGUAUUUCAGAAGGCAUAAAAGAAGUAUCAUGUGAGUUGCAUUUUUAAGUUUUGCACUAAUUAGUUUAAGCAACCCUCAAAAUGGGUAUUUGGAGUUUAAAAAUCCAUUUUCUUUAUUACAAAUAUUUAUUUGUGCAAAGGAUAAAGUGCAUCAAUUGGCUUAGAAGGUCGGAUGCGAAAUUAGCAGCCCCUUUUUGAGCCCUCUGUAUUGAAUUCUGGAAAUUUCCGGUUUUGAACAAGAAUGUAGUCUAUUAAAUGUAUAUCGAAGCACUUGGUCGGACUGACUGUUGCUCUUUUUAUGUACUCCUUGGUUUUGAAGCCAUAUUUCACAUAAUGUAAAUUAUAUUUUUGUACCUACAUAUUUAAAACAGAACGAGAUGUGUUAUUUCACCAUGAAAAGCCUCAUCUUCUCCUUCGAUGUUUCUUCGAGGAUGAAACUUACUUUUUUGUUUCAUAUUAUAUAUUACUAUUUUUCUAUUGCUCCUUUGUGAUAUUGGUACCUGAGUUGAACUGAUUGUAAUUAUUGUUGUUGUUGGUCAAAAAUCAAUAAUGUCAAGCAUAGUUGAUUGUAAGUUUUUAAGUUAGUCUUAAGUUUCAGAAGUUGCAUACUUUUUACUGUCUACUUUUUAUAGAAAUGUUAUUGUCCAUGGUAAAAGGAGCCUUAGUCCAUGGAGACAAAAAGGAGAGGAAUUUCUGUUGAAAGCUUUAGUUCGUUUUUGUGCUAAUAGAGGGAGUUAAGUUACAGUAUAAUGCAGUAAUUUUGUAUUUAUCCCUAACAUGACAAAUCAGAAUAUUAAUUGGACUUUUCUCCGAACUAUUUUUUUAACUGCAAACUUCAAUCUGCCAUUACUCUGGUUUGGUUUGACCUUUCUGUUCUAUUAUUGUCGCAAACUGUUCACUAAUAUUCCUAUAUAUUUCGGUAUCAUCAGUUCAAUUUAAAGUUUUUGUGGAUCCAGGUUCCUUUCCCUGUGAACACUUAUAUGUGUCUUCGUUACAAUUUUUUUAUACUAUUCUAAACAUUACAGCUCCAGAGAAAUUUACUCACUCACAAAUCAAUGAAUUUUCUUUUUUCGAAGAACAUUUAUGUAUGUAACUGGUGAAAGUGCAGAAACACAUGUCUCGAUUGCAGUGUGAUAAAAUUUCAGUGUCUACUUUAUUUACUCGAGAGUGUACUCAUCAUUUUUGUGCUAGAGUUCUAGAGAAUACUCUUAGAAAGGCAAGAAAAAAUCCUUCAAAAUUGUGUGUAUUGCCAAUGGUUUCUCAUCCAUCAUUCUUUUAAAAAUUGAAAUAUGGCAGGAAAUCUUCAUUGCACCAAAACUGGAUUGCAAGUAGCAGAAGAGAAACAAUGCGAUUACAGUGUUGUGUAAAUCAGGCACCUUCAUCUUAGCAAAAUGCCUAGAAUAGCAAAUAAAUAAGUUUGUUUUUCCAACAUAAAAUUGUUAAUUCUAAAGAAAACGAUUGCGUAAAUUUUAUUACCGCACAUGUAUUUAGUAUUUUUUCGAGUAAAGAAGUUGUUUAAUUUUGAAAGCAUUGUAAUCAAGUUGGUUUCCUUCCGCUAAAUGUGAUCCAAGUAUGAUGCAUAGUUUUAUUUUACCAUUGAUUCGCUUGGUGGCACAUAAAUAGUCUGAUUAAGUUUAGGAUAAUAUUUUUAAGGAUUUAUUUUUUGAUGUGUGGCUUAUAGUUGAGUCGUGAAAUCUGUGAGAAUGCCGUUUAAUAAAAUUUAGUACAUAGGUGAUUUAUAAAAAUCAAAGUUGAAGACAACCUUUCUCAAAUGAAAUUGAGGACUGUUUCCUUGUUGAGUGGCUAAAGAAUCUACCAUCCAAGUUUAAAAUUUAACGAUAAAAACACAUUCAAUACAGAGCAAAUGAGUUUACAAAGCUAAGAAAUAGAAAAACACAACCAGGACGUUUCGGGCCAAUUAAUCGGGCCCAUUCUCGACUGGAACAAAAGCUAAAAAAUUAAAAUUUAAUAGAGUCGCUUAAAAAGAAAAUGUGAACCAGUUUCUGUUCAAGUAUUUCACAGCAGAGUGCAUUAACCGUGCCAAAUCAAUUUUUUUAAAUUAUUGUCAAAGCUACAGAAGCUAGGAAAAUGACAAUAACGUUUUAAAUAUCAUCCGUAACAUGUUCAGCUUUCUAUCUGUUGAAAUCUUCAGAAGUUAGAAAAUCCGCUCAGGUGUAGCAUAUUUCAAAUUCCCCAUCUCAAGAAUACAGUCCUCUAAAAUUCAGUCAUUUAAUUCAUUUCUGCAUUAUCAGGUGUUUCUUUUCCAACUGGACCCCUUGAAACAAAGCAAACCCAAAGUAGACCCAUUUCCAUAAAUCACACCUGUAAUAUCUAAUAAACUCUGUUUACCAAAUUGUGUAUUAAAUUUUUUUAAUGUCUUGAAUGUUUUAGUAUAUCUGUACCUUCACUGGUCUACAUACUGCCUUGCCAUGACUAAUACUUGUAUUUUUUAACUGCACAGCUUCAGAUUUGUUGUGCUGUCACUUCGAGUUGAGUGUGUGUGAUUUCAGGUUCAGAUGAAAAUUUUAAAUAUCAAAGCAACUGAAAAAUGGGGUUGAAAAAUUGCAAGUUCUUUGCACUUUAUUUAAAUCGAGGAACACUGUCACUACUUGGGCGACUUCAUUGUGCAUUAAGUGCCUGCUUGGUACUGUCUCUACUUAAAUCAAAAUGAAAGUUUCCUCUAAUUUUUCUAAAACUAACAGGUUUUCUUAUAUUUAUUUAUUUUUUUUACUCUAGGAAACAAGUUCAUACAGUGAUAGACACUCAAAUAAUACAUUUAGAUUGCAAGAUGUAACUUAAGGUACAAAAUUAAAUGUAUGUAAAUUAUUGAGUUAAAACUUAUGUAUGCAUAAGAUUUAAAUUAAAGAAAUCGUCAGAAGUGAUUUCGAACGUAAAUAAAUUUCACGUAUUUUAAGAUAUGGCUUUGAGCGUCAGGAAUUUUAUCAUUCUAAUUAUUAGCAUUUAUAAUUACCUUGCUUAUUUUUUGUGCUUCAGCUUUUUACUUCAUUCCUUUUGUUCAAUUUUGCGUCCGUGCUAGAAUUAUGUCGAUAGUGAAAAACUUAAUCACAAACGUGCUUCUAGAAUUUUUAUAACUUGAAAAUCAUCUGUAAAUUAUCUUCCAGAAAAGUGUUAGCUUGGACUAACCUUAAUGUAUUAUUUAGAUUUAAGUUAUCAUUAAUUAGUGUUUACUUAUGCAUCCCUCCUUUCAAUCACCUUAUUGUUCAUCAGUCUCACUACCAAAAUUUGUUACCUUUAACCUACAAAGACUCUGCUAAGUCUAGGUAAAAUACGGUGACGUGUCAUGUAUUUAUUUGAGCAGCAUUUAACAAAUUGGAGGAAAUUCAAAAAUUGACGAAGUUCUAACUUUCGGCAUCUACCUGGGUCAUCGUUGAUUCAUUGAUUAAUUAGUCAAUUAAUGACUUAUGUAGCUGUUACUCGAUCAGCCCUCUGUUAAGUCUAAACUUAUUUUUUCUAUUUAAUAUGUGUGUGACAAAGUCCCGUGAGAGAAUUAAUAUGAUGGACUGUAAGAAAGCACUACCAAAGCACAUGAAAGAAACCUUCGAUGAGUAUAGUAGACAGUUUUGGGAAAACAUUUAUUUUUUAAUAUAUUUUUGUACCUCAGGUUAACUAUUGUGACCCAAUCCUUGCUCAAACUUCUAUUCCCAACUUCAUGCCGAAUGCGGCAAGACUUUACAUCAGGAAACUGAAAUAGCUCAUUUAAAUUUUUCCAUUUGUGUGAAAUUUUGUUUUUUUAAAUUUAUUUUAAAGAAAUGUUGCUGAAUUAAAAAUUAAUUCUCAACUUGGAUAGCAGUGUGUAUCCUUAAUUGGGAUACCUCUUUUUUAACAGUUGACUUAUCUGAGCUGUAGAUGAAAAUUAAAAUAUUAAAAUAAUAAAAAAAACACUCACCAGCCCUAA